Messenger RNA from Hermetia illucens (black soldier fly), 729 nucleotides. RefSeq names its product protein spaetzle-like. Gene Ontology annotation, biological process: regulation of Toll signaling pathway; central nervous system formation; innate immune response. The record is from RefSeq and is a predicted model, not a curated record. Gene Ontology annotation, molecular function: Toll binding; growth factor activity. The coding region runs from base 117 to 689 and encodes 190 amino acids. The transcript is spliced from 4 exons. Gene Ontology annotation, cellular component: extracellular region. NCBI's taxonomy places the organism in Eukaryota, Metazoa, Arthropoda, Insecta, Diptera, Stratiomyidae.
UUAGAAACUCGACCGGCGGUAGUUGCAAGCUAGUCAACCGUCAGUGGACAUUACAUUGUGCGUGGUCAAGUCGAUACAAGUGCUAAGGAAGUUUGAGUUGAAAUUAAGGAAGAAAAAUGGUUUUACGUGCAUACCCGAUUAUUCUGAUUAUUAUCGGGGCAACGUCUAUCAUAUCGGGAACGACAUGCAACCAGACAGCAGCGAAUGGAGGUUACACCAAUAUCGAACGAAAUUGUGGGUCGUCUAGGGAACGUGGUCCUGUUUAUGUAGAAAAUGAUAAAGAUUACCCCCUGGAUGAACUAGAAAAACUUUUGAAAGCGAAUUCAUCUGUUUAUGAGAAUGUAAUGGGGGAAGACGUCAUUACUGAUGGGCGCAAGGCAGGCCCCGCUAAUGCAGAAUGCUUUUGUGAAAGUAUCGAACGAGUGAUUUUUCCACGAAAAGGACAAGAUCAUCAGGGCGACUGGUAUAAUAUAAUCAAUCAUGGGAAGUUUAGGCAAGGAAUUCGAAUAGAGGAGUGUAUGGAUGUCGGAAAACCUUGCCAUUUGCGGAGUAGCAUCAAGUACCCCACAGAAUGCAGGCAACUAUAUGCAUUUCGAUCUCUUUUAGCAAAAGUCAAAGGAAGAAUUCAAAUGCAACAAUUCGAAAUCCCAAAUGCGUGCAAGUGCUUCAUCAAAGUGAAUAAGGACUAAGUAACUCUAUUAAAUUCUUAAUAAACAAGUUCUCAAUAAC